AGCGAGCGACGUCGUAUAGUCCAUUAGUGAAGGAGAAAAUAAAGCAGCAAUUUUUGCCAUUGCAACUGAACUCCUAAUCUGUGAGUGUUGUGCGAUUUUUUGGGCGCAACAAUGACGAAAUCCAUUAAUUCAUCACUAUUGCUAGUGCUAUAUGCAUUAAUGAUAGUAUGCUCAUUGACGCCAUUAUCGCACAGCGCCAAGAAACCAGUAGGAAUUGCUAGAAAAGAAGACAUUCCAUAUAUAAAAUGUCAAGUUUGUGAGAAGUUGGCAUCUCAAAUAUACCACCAAGUUGAAGCUAAACGAGCUGAGGUUUCCCCUAAAAAGUUAUCGGAAUAUGAAAUUAUAGAAAUCGCGGAGAAUGUUUGCAAUCUGAAGAAACGGGAAGCUGAUUGGAUACUUAAAAUUGACGUAGUGGAGAAAGGGGAUAAACUUGAGCUUGUCGAGCAAGACUCCGAAGGGCAAUGCAAUUCAGAAUGCAAAACAAUAGAGCGAGCUUGUCAAGAGGUUUUGGGUUAUUCAGAUACAGAUGCUGCAGAAUACUUGUACAAGAAGAAGCCCCAGCAUGAUGCUCUUGUAAAAUUCGUCUGUAAGGACCUGACUGAUGCCUGCAGCUCAAAGCCACCACCAGUACCUAAGGAUAGGGCUCCUGGAGAGCCAUUUGUUGCCAAGUCAGAGAAAGAGGCUGAAAUGGAGAGGCUGAUGAAAUCAAUGGAGGGAAUGCCAGGAGCACCCGGCAUGAAAAUGUACUCACGAGAAGACCUGAUGAACCAAAAGUUUGGUGCUGAAGAUGGAGAUGAGGACGACGAUGAUGAUGCAGAAGAGUUCCCUUCAAACUUGGGGAAAGUAUUGAGACAAAAAACCGAGAAAGAGAGUAACUGGAAGGAACAGAUCACAAAAGGAAUCCUCAACGCUGGUGAGAAACUGAAGGAGCAAGCUGAUCGCGUCUCAUUUAGAAUAAGACGGUGGUGGCAAAGGAAGAAAACAGAGUGGGAGAAGAGUUCACAGUCGGGAAAAGCAGAGCUGUAGAAAUCGAAAGCCAAGGAGCAACAGCAGGCGGGCUCUAUUAGUUCUUCUUCCUCCAUAUUCCUAUCAUAUUUUGCGUUUUUGGUGUAUACAACAUUUUUGUAAUCUUUCAACCAAUGUGCAUAAACUCUUGAUUUGCCUAGCACUGACUGUACUCGUAGUUGUUCUAUAUAUGAACACAACUAGCAUAAGAUUAUGUGAUGAAUGGUGAUCCACAUAUGAAGUGCCUAUGA
This is a messenger RNA of Salvia miltiorrhiza (redroot sage), 1256 nucleotides long. RefSeq lists its product as uncharacterized. Lineage: Eukaryota; Viridiplantae; Streptophyta; Magnoliopsida; Lamiales; Lamiaceae. The transcript has 7 exons. The record is from RefSeq and is a predicted model, not a curated record. The coding region runs from base 112 to 1026 and encodes 304 amino acids.